AUGACCCCGCCCCAUUCUCCCGCUUUCCAUCACCCCGCCCCAUUCUCCCGCUUUCCAACACCCCGCCUCAUUCUCCCACUUUCCAUCACCCCGCCCCAUUCUCACUCUUUCCAUCACCCCUCCCCAUUCUCCCUCUUUCCAUCACCCCGCCCCAUUCUCCUGCUUCCUAUCACCCCGCCCCAUUCUCCCUCUUUCCAUCACCCCGCCCCAUUCUCCCGCUUUCCAUCACCCGCCCCAUUCUCCCGAUUUCCAUCACCCCGCCCCAUUCUCCCGCUUUCCAUCACCUCGCCCCAUUCUCCCGCUUUCCAUCACCCCGCCCCAUUCUCCUGCUUUCCAUCACCCCGCCCCAUUCUCCCGCUUUCCAUGACCACGCCCCAUUCUCCCGCUUUCCAUCACCCCGCCCCAUUCUGCGUCUAUCCAUCACCCCGCCCCAUUCUCCCACUUUCCAUCACCCCACCCCAUUUUCCCUCUUUCCAUCACCCCGCCCCAUUCUCCCGCUUUCCAUCACCCCGCCCCAUUUUCCCUCUUUCACUCACCCUCGCCCCAUUCUCCCGCUUUCCAUCACCCCGCCCCAUUCUCCCGCUUUCCAUCACCCCGCCCCAUUUUCCCUCUUUCCAUCACCCCGCCCCAUUCUCGCGCCUUCCAUCACCCCGCCCCAUUCUCCCUCUUUCCAUCACCCCGCCCCAUUCUCCCGCUUUCCAUCACCCCGCCCAAUUCUCCCGCUUCCCAUCACCCCGCCCCAUUCUCCCGCCUUCCAUCACCCCGCCCCUUUCUCCCUCUUUCCAUCAAACUGCCCCAUUCUCCCGCUUUCCAUCACCCCGCCCCAUUCUCCCGCUUUCCAUCACCCCGCCCCAUUCUCCCGCUUUCCAUCACCCCACCCCAUUCUCCCGCUUUCCAUCACCCCGCCCCAUUCUCCCGUUUUCCAUCACCCCGGCCCAUUUUGCCGCUUUCCAUCACCCCGGCCCAUUCUCCCGCUUUCCAUCACCCCGCCCCAUUCUCCCGCUUUCCAUCACCCCGCCCCAUUCUCCCGCUUUCCAUCACCCCGCCCGCUCCAUUCUCCCGCUUUCCAUCACCUCGCCCAAUUCUCCCUCUUUCCAUCACCCCGCCCCAUUCUCCCGCUUUCAAUCACCCCGUCGCAUUCUCCCUCUUUCCAUCACCCCGCCCCAUUCUUCCUCUUUCCAUCUCCCCGCCCCAUUCUCCCUCUUUCCAUCAUCCCGCCCCAUUCUCCCGCUUUCCAUCACCCCGCCCCAUUCUCCCACUUUCCAUCACCCCGCCCCAUUCUCCAUCUUUACAUCACCCCGCCCCACUCUCCCGCCUUCCAUCACCCCGCCCCAUUCUCCAUUUUUCCAUCACCCUGCCCAAUUCUCCUGCCUUCCAUCACCCCACCCCAUUCUCUCAUCUUCCAUCACCCCGCCCCAUUCUCCCUCUUUCCAUCACCCUGCCCCAUUCUCCCUCUUUCCAUCACCCCGCCCCAUUCUCCCUCUUUCCAUCACCCCGCCCAAUUCUCCCGCUUUCCUUCACCCCGCGCCAUUUAACCUCUUUCCAUCACCCGCCCCAUUCUCCCGCUUUCCAUCACCCGGCUCCAUUGUCCCGCUUUCCAUCACCCUGCCCAUUUCUCCCUCUUUCUAUCACCCCUUUCCAUUCUCCCUCUUUCCAUCACCUUGCCCCAUUCUCCUGCUUUCCAUCACCCCGCCCCAUUCUCCCUCUUUCCAUCACCCCGCCCCAUUCUCCCGCUUUCCAUUACCCCGCCCCAUUCUCCUGCUUUCCAUCACCGCGCCCAAUUCUCCCGCUUUCCAUCACCCCUCUCCAUUCUCCCUCUUUCCAUCACCCCGCCCCAUUCUCCUUCUUUCCAUCAACCCGUCCCAUUCUCCCUCUUUCUGUCACCCCACCCCAUUCUCCCUGUUUCCAUCACCUCGCCCCAUUCUCCCUCUUUCCAUCACCCCGCCCCAUUCUUCCUCUUUUUAUCACCCCGCCCCAUUCUCCCAAUUUCCAUCACCCCAGCCCAUUCUCCCGCUUUCCAUCACCCCGACCCAUUCUACCACUUUCCAUCACCCCGCCCCGUUCUCCCGCUUUCCAUCACACAGCCCCAUUCUCCCUCUUUCCAUCACCCCGCCCCAUUCUCCCGCUUUCCAUCACCCCGCCCCAUUCUCCCGCUUUCCAUCACCCCGCCCCGUUCUCCCGCUUUCCAUCACCCCGCCUCAUUCUCCCUCUUUCCAUCAACCCGCCCCAUUCUCCCUAUUUCCAUCACCCCGCUCCAUUCUCUCGCUUUCCAUCACCCCGCCCGCUCCAUUCUCCCGCUUUCCAUCACCCCGCCCAAUUCUCCCUCUUUCCAUCACCCCUCUCCAUUCUCCCUCUUUCCAUCACCCCGCCCCAUUCUCCCGCUUUCCAUUACCCCGCCCCAUUCUCCCGUCUUUCAUCACCCCGCCCCAUUCUCCCUCUUUCCAUCACCCCGCCCAAUUCUCCCGCUUUCCAUCACCCAGCCCCAUUGUCCCGCCUUUCAUCACCCGGCCCCAUUCUCCCUCUUUCCAUCAACCCGCCCCAUUCCCCCUCUUUCCAUCACCCCGCCUUAUUCUCCCUCUUUCCAUCACCCCGCUCCAUUCUCCCGAUUUCCAGCACCCCGCCCCAUUCUCCCCUUUCCAUCACCCCGCCCCAUUCUCCCUCUAUCCAUCACCCCGCCCAAAUCUCCCACUUUCCAUCACCCCGUCCCAUUCUCCUGUUUUCCAUCACCCUGCCCCAUUCUCUCGCUUUCUAUCACCCCUCCUUAUUCUCCCGCUUUCCAUCACCCCGCACCAUUCUCUCGCUUUCCAUCACCCCGCCCCAUUCUCACUAUCUCCAUCACCCCUCCCCAUUCUCCCUCUUUCCAUCAUCCCGCCCCAUUCUCCCGCCUUCCAUCACCCCGCCCCAUUCUCCUUCCUUCCAUCACCCUGGCCAAUUCUCCCGCUUUCCAUCACCGCGCCCCAUUCUCCCGCCUUCCAUCACCCCGCCCCAUUCUCCCUCUUUCCAUCACCCCGCCCCAUUCUCCCGCUUUCCAUCACCCCGCCCUAUUCUCCAGCCCCAUUCUCCCUCUUUCCAUCACCCCGCCCCAUUCUCUGGCUUUCCAUCACCCCGCCCCAUUUUCUCUCUUUCCAUCACCCCGCCCCAUUCUCCCGCUUUCCAUCACCCCGCCCCAUUCUCCCGCUUUCCAUCACCCCGCUCCAUUCUCCCGCUUUCCAUCACCCCGCCCAAUUCUCCCUCUUUCCAUCACCCCACCCCAUUCUCCCGAUUUCCAUCACCCCGCCCCAUUCUCCCGCUUUCCAUCACCCCGCCCCAUUCUCCCUCUAUCCAUCACCCCGCCCAAUUCUCCCACUUUCCAUCACACCGUCCCAUUCUCCUGUUUUCCAUCACCCCGCCCCAUUCUCUCGCUUUCUAUCACCCCGCCUUAUUCUCCCGCUUUCCAUCACCUCGCACCAUUCUCCCGCUUUCCAUCACCCCGCCCCAUUCUCACUAUCUCCAUCACCCCUCCCCAUUCUCCCUCUUCCCAUCACCCCGCCCCAUUCUCAUGCUUUCUAUCACCCCGCCCCAUUCUCCCUCUUUCCAUCACCCCGCCCCAUUCUUCCACCUUCCAUCACCCCGCCCCAUUCUCCUUCCUUCCAUCACCCUGGCCAAUUCUCCCGCUUUCCAUCACCGCGCCCCAUUCUCCCGCCUUCCAUCACCCCGCUCCAUUCUCCCUCUUUCCAUCACCCCGCCCCAUUCUCCCGCUUUCCAUCACCCCGCCCCAUUCUCCCUCUUUCCAUCACCCCGCCCCAUUCUCUCGCUUUCCAUCACCCCGCCCCAUUUUCCCUCCUUCCAUCACCCCGCUCCAUUCUCCCGCUUUCCAUCACCCCGCCCCAUUCUCCCGCUUUCCAUCACCCCGCUCCAUUCUCCCGCUUUCCAUCUCCCCGCCCAAUUCUCCCUCUUUCUAUCACCCCUCUCCAUUCUCCCUCUUUCCAUCACCCCGCCCCAUUUUCCCUCCUUCCAUCACCCCGCUCCAUUCUCCCGCUUUCCAUCACCCCGCCCCAUUCUCCCGCUUUCCAUCACCCCGCCCAAUUCUCCCGCUUUCCAUCACCCCGCCCAAUUCUCCCGCCUUCCAUCACCCCGCCCCAUUCUCCCUCUUUCCAUCACCCCGCCCCAUUCUCACGCUUUCCAUCACCCCACCCCAUUCUCCCUCUUUCCAUCACCCCGCCCCAUUCUCCCGCGUUCCAUCACCCCGCCCCAUUCUUCCUCUAUCCAUCACCUCGCCCAAUUCUCCCACUUUCCAUCACCCCAUCCCAUUCUCCCGUUUUCCAUCACCCCGCCCCAUUCUCUCGCUUUCCGUCACCCCGCCUUAUUCUCCCGCUUUCCAUCACCCCGCCCCAUUCUCCCGAUUGCCAUCACCCCGCCCCAUUCUCCCGCCUUCCAUCACCCCGCCCCAUUCUCCCGCCUUCCAUCACCCCGCCCCAUUCUCCCUCUUUCCAUCACCCCGCCCCAUUCUCCCGCUUUCCAUCACCCCGCCCCAUUUUCCCGAUUUCCAUCACCCCGCCCCAUUCUCCCGCUUUCCAUCACCCCGCCCCAUUCUCCCGCUUUCCAUCACCCUGCCCCAUUCUCCCACUUUCCAUCACCCAGCCCCAUUCUCCCGCUUUCCAUCACCCCGCCCCAUUCUCCCGCUUUCCAUCACCCCGCCCCAUUCUCCCUCUUUCCAUCACCCCACCCCAUUCUCCCGCAUUCCUUCACCCCGCCCCAUUUUCCCUCGUUCCAUCACCCCGCUCCAUUCUCCCGCUUUCCAUCACCCCGCCCAAUUCUCCCUCUUUCCACCACCCCUCCCUAUUCUCCCUCUUUCCAUCACCCCGCCCCAUUCUCCCGCUUUCCAUCACCACGCCCCAUUCUCCCUCUUUCCACCACCCCGCCCCAUUCUCCCUCUUUCCAUCACCCCGCCCCAUUCUCCCGCUUUCCAUCACCCCACCCCAUUCUCCCUCUUUCCAUCACCCCGCCCCAUUCUCCCGCUUUCCAUCACCCCGCCCCAUUCUCCCUCUAUCCAUCACCCCGCACAAUUCUCCCACUUUCCAUCACCCCAUCCCAUUCUCCCGUUUCCCACCACCCCGCCCCAUUCUCCCUCUUUCCAUCACCCCGCCCCAUUCUCCCGUUUUCCAUCACCGCGCCCCAUUCUCCCGCCUUCCAUCACCCCGCCCCAUUCUCCCGCUUUCCAUCACCCCGCCCCAUUCUCCCGAUUUCCAUCACCCCGUCCCAUUCUCCGCUUUCCAUCACCCCGCCCCAUUCUCCCGAUUUCCAUCACCCCGCCCCAUUCUCCCGCUUUCCAACACCCUGCCCCAUUCUCCCGCUUUACAUCACCCCACCCCAUUCUCACUCUUUGCAUCACCCCUCCCAUUCUCCCUCUUUCCAUCAACCCGCCCCAUUCUCCUGCUUUCUAUCUCCCGGCCCCAUUCUCCCUCUUUCCAUCACCCCGACCCAUUCUCCCGCCUUCCAUCAACCCGCCCCAUUCGCCAUCUUUCCAUCACCCAAUUCUCCCCCUUUCCAUCACCCCGCCCCAUUCUCCCGCCUUCCAUCACCCCGCCCCAUUCUCCCUCUUUCCAUCACCCCGCCCCUUUCUCCCGCUUUCCAUCACCCCGCCCCAUUUUCCCGAUUUCCAUCACCCCGCCCCAUUCUCCCGCUUUCCAUCACCCCGCCCCAUUCUCCCUCUUUCCAUCACCCCGCCCCAUUCUCCCGCUUUCCAUCACCCAGCCCCAUUCUCCCGCUUUCCAUCACCCCGCCCCAUUCUCCCGCUUUCCAUCACCCCGCCCCAUUCUCCCUCUUUCCAUCACCCCGCCCAAUUCUCCCGCAUUCCUUCACCCCGCCCCAUUUUCCCUCGUUCCAUCACCCCGCUCCAAUCUCCCGCUUUCCAUCACCCCGCCCAAUUCUCCCUCUUUCCAUCACCCCUCCCCAUUCUCCCUCUUUCCAUCACCCCGCCCCAUUCUCCCGCUUUCCAUCACCACGCCCCAUUCUCCCUCUUUCCACCACCCCGCCCCAUUCUCCCUCUUUCCAUCACGCCGCCCCAUUCUCCCGUUUUCCAUCACCCCGCCCCAUUCUCCCUCUUUCCAUCACCCCGCCCCAUUCUCCCGCUUUCCAUCACCCGCCCCAUUCUCCCGCUUUCCAUCAUCCCGCCCCAUUCUCCCUCUAUCCAUCGACCCGCCCUAUUCUCCCGCCUUCCAUCACCCCGCCCCAUUCUCCCGCUUUCCAUCACCCCACUCCAUUCUCCCGCUUUCCAUCACCCCACCCCAUUCUCUCGAUUUGCAUCACCCCGCCCCAUUCUCCCACCUUCCAUCACCCCGCCCCAUUCUCCCUCUUUCCAUCACCCCGCCCCAUUCUCCCGCUUUCCAUCACCCCGCUCCGUUCUCCCGAUUUCCAUCACCCCGCCCAAUUCUCCCUCUUUCCAUCACCCCGCCCCAUUCUCCCUCUUUCCAUCAAACGGCCCCAUUUUCCCGCUUUCCAUCACCCCGGCCCAUUCUCCCUCUUUCCAUCACCCCGCCCCAUUCUCUUGCUUUCUUUCACCCCGCCCCAUUCUCCCUCUUUCCAUCACCCCGCCCCAUUCUCCCGCUUUCCAUCACCCCGCCCCAUUCUCCCUCUUUCCAUCACCCCGCCCCAUUCUCCCACUUUCCAUCACCCCGCCCCAUUCUCCCUCUUUCCAUCACCCCGCCCCAUUCUCCCGCUUUCCAUCACACCACCCCAUUCUCCCGCUUUCCAUCACCUCGCCCUAUUUUCUCUCUUUCCAUCACCCCGCCCCAUUCUCCCGCUUUCCAUCACCCCGCCCCAUUCUCCCGUUUUCCACCACCCCGCGCCAUUCUCCCGCUUUCCAUCACCCCGCCCCAUUCUCCCUCUUUCCAUCACCCCGCCCCAUUCUCCCUCUUUCCAUCACCCUGCCCCAUUCUCCCUCUUUCGAUCACCCCGCCCCAUUCUCCCGCUUUCCAUCACUCCGCCCCAUUCUCCCGCUUUCCACCACCCCGCCCCAUUCUCCCGCUUUCCACCACCCCGCCCCAUUCUCCCGCUUUCCAUCUCCCCGCCCCAUUCUCCCGCUUUCCAUCACUUCGCCCAAUUCUCUCGAUUUCCAUAACCCCGCCCCAUUCUCCCGCUUUCUAUCACCCGGCCCCAUUCUCCCGCUUUCCAUCACCCCGCCCCAUUCUCCCACUUUCCAUCACCCCGCCCCAUUCUCCCUCUUCCCAUUACCCGCCCCAUUCUCCCGCUUUCCAUCAUCCCGCCCCAUUCUCCCGCUUUCCACCACCCCGCCCCAUUCUCCCGAUUUCCAUCACCCCGCCCCACUCCCGCUUUCCAUCACUCCGCCCCAUUCUCCCGAUUUCCAUCACCCCGCUCCAUUCUCCGGCUUUCCAUCACCCCGCCCAAUUAUCCCUCUUUCCAUCACCCCGCCCCAUUCUCCCUCUUUCCAUCACCCCGCCCCAUUCUCCCGCUUUCCAUCACCCGCCCCAUUUUCCCGAUUUCCAUCACCCCGCCCCAUUCUCCCGCUUUCCAUCACCCCGCCCCAUUCUCCCGCUUUCCAUCACCCCGCCCAAUUCUCCCGCUUUCCAUCACCCCGCCCCAUUCUCCCGCCUUCCAUCACCCCGCCCCAUUCUCCCUCUUUCCAUCACCCGGCCCCAUUCUCACGCUUUCCAUCACCCCACCCCAUUCUCCCUCUCUCCAUCACCCCGCCCCAUUCUCCUGCUCUCCAUUAACCCGCCCCAUUCUCCCUCUAUCCAUCACCCCGCCCAAUUUUCCCACUUUCCAUCACCCCAUCCCAUUCUCCCGUUUUCCAUCACCCCGCCCCAUUCUCUCGCUUUCCAUCACCCCGCCUUAUACUCCCGCUUUCCAUCACCCCGCCCCAUUCUCCCGAUUUCCAUCACCCCGCCCCAUUCUCCUGCUUUCCAACACCCUGCCCCAUUCUCCCGCUUUCCAUCACCCCGCCCCAUUCUCCCGCUUUCCAUCACCCCGCCCCAUUCUCCCUCUUUCCAUCACCCCGCCCCAUUCUCCUGCUUUCCAUCACCCCGCCCCAUUCUCCCUCUUUCCAUCACCCCGCCCCAAUCUCCCGCUUUCCACCACCCCGCCCCAAUCUCCCGCUUUUCACCACCCCGACCCAUUCUCCCGCUUUCCACCACCCCGCCCCAUUCUCCCGCUUUCCAUCACCCCGCCCCAUUCUCCCGCUUUCCAUCACUUCGCCCAACUCUCUCGAUUUCCAUCACCCCGCCUUAUUCUCCCUCUUUCUAUCACCCGGCCCCAUUCUCCCGCUUUCCAUCACCCUGCCCCAUUCUCCCGCUUUCCAUCACCCCGCCCCAUUCUCCCUCUUCCAAUUACCCGCCCCAUUCUCCCGCUUUCCAUCAUCCCGCCCCAUUCUCCCGCUUUCCACCACCCCGCCCCAUUUUCCUGAUUUCCAUCACCCCGCCCCUCUCCCGCUUUCCAUCACUCCGCCCCAUUCUCCCGGUUUCCAUCAUCCCGCUCCAUUCUCCCGCUUACCAUCACCCCGCCCAAUUCUCCCUCUUUCCAUCACCCCGCCCCAUUCUCCCUCUUUCCAUCACCCCGCCCCAUUCUCCCGCUUUCCAUCACCCACCCCAUUUUCCCGAUUUCCAUCACCCCGCCCCAUUCUCCCACUUUCCAUCACCCCGCCCCAUUCUCCCGCUUUCCAUCACCCCGCCCAAUUCUCCCGCUUUCCAUCACCCCGCCCCAUUCUCCCGCCUUCCAUCACCCCGCCCCAUUCUCCCUCUUUCCAUCACCCCGCCCCAUUCUCACGCUUUCCAUCAACCCAUCCCAUUCUCCCUCUUUCCAUCACCCCGCCCCAUUCUCCCGCUUUCCAUUAACCCGCCCCAUUCUCCCUCUAUCCAUCACCCCGCCCAAUUCUCCUACUUUCCAUCACCCCAUCCCAUUCUCCCGUUUUCCAUCACCCCGCCCCAUUCUCUCGCUUUCCAUCACCCCGCCUUAUUCUCCCGCUUUCCAUCACCCCGCCCCAUUCUCCCGAUUUCCAUCACCCCGCCCCAUUCUCCUGCUUUCCAACACCCUGCCCCAUUCUCCCGCUUUCCAUCACCCCGCCCCAUUCUCCCAAUUUCCAUCACCCUGCCCCAUUCUUCCUCUUUCCAUCACCCCGCCCCAUUCUCCAGCUUUCCAUCACCCUGCCCCAUUCUCCCUCUUUCCAUCACCCCGCCCCAUUCUCCCGCUUUCCACCACCCCGCCCAAAUCUCCCGCUUUCCACCACCCCGCGCCAUUCUCCCGCUUUCCAUCACCCCGCCCCAUUCUCCCGCUUUCCAUCACUUCGCCCAAUUCUCUCGAUUUCCAUCACCCCGCCCCAUUCUCUCUCUUUCUAUCACCCGACCCCAUUCUCCCGCUUUCCAUCACCCUGCCCCAUUCUCCCGCUUUCCAUCACCCCGCCCCAUUCUCCCUCUUCCCAUUACCCGCCCCAUUCUCCCGCUUUCCAUCAUCCCGCCCCACUCUCCCGGUUUCCACCACCCCGCCCCAUUCUCCCGGUUUCCAUCACCUCGCUCCAUUCUCCCGCUUUCCAUGAGCCCGCCCAAUUAUCCCUCUUUCCAUCACCCCGCCCCAUUCUCCCUCUUUCCAUCACCCCGCCCCAUUCUCCCGCUUUCCAUCACCCGCCCCAUUUUCCCGAUUUCCAUCACCCCGCCCCAUUCUCCCACUUUCCAUCACCCCGCCCCAUUCUCCCGCUUUCCAUCACCCCGCCCAAUUCUCCCCCUUUCCAUCACCCCGCCCCAUUCUCCGCCUUCCAUCACCCCGCCCCAUUCUCCCUCUUUCCAUCACCCCGCCCCAUUCUCACGCUUUCCAUCACCCCACCCCAUUCUCCCUCUUUCCAUCACCCCGCCCCAUUCUCCCGCUUUCCAUCACCCCGCCCCAUUCUCCCUCUAUCCAUCACCCCGCCCAAUACUCCCACUUUCCAUCACCCCAUCCCAUUCUCCCGUUUUCCAUCACCCCGCCCCAUUCUCUCGCUUUCCAUCACCCCGCCUUAUUCUCGUGCGUUCCAUCACCCCGCCCCAUUCUCCCGAUUUCCAUCACCCCGCCCCAUUCUCCGCUUUCCAUCAGCCCGCCCCAUUCUCCCGAUUUCCAUCACCCUGCCCCAUUCUCCCGCUUUCCAACACCCUGCCCCAUUCUCCCGCUUUCCAUCACCCCACCCCAUUCUCACUCUUUCCAUCACCCCACUCCAUUCUCCCUCUUUCGAUCACCCCGCCCCAUUCUCCUGCUUUGUAUCACCCCGCCCCAUUCUCCCUCUUUCCAUCACCCCGCCCCAUUCUCCCGCCUUCCAUCACCCCGCCCCAUUCUCCAUCUUUCCAUCACCCUGCCCAAUUCUCCCCCUUUCCAUCACCCCGCCCCAUUCUCCCGCCUUCCAUCACCCCGCCCCAUUCUCCCUCUUUCUAUCACCUUGCCCCAUUCUCCCGCUUUCCAUCACCCCGCCCCAUUUUCCCGAUUUCCAUCACCCCGCCCCAUUCUCCCGCUUUCCAUCACCCCGCCCCAUUCUCCCGCUUUCCAUCACCCCGCCCCAUUCUCCCGCUUUCUAUCACCCCGCCCCAUUCUCCCGCUUUCCAUCACCCAGCCCCAUUCUCCCGCUUUCCAUCACCCCGCCCCAUUCUCCCGCUUUCCAUCACCCCGCCCAAUUCUCCCUCUUUCCAUCACCCACCCCCAUUCUCCCUCUUUCCAUCACCCUGCCCCAUUCUCCCGCUUUCCAUCACCACGCCCCAUUCUCCCUCUUUGCACCACCCCGCCCCAUUCUCCCUCUUUCCAUCACCCCGCCCCAUUCUCCCGCUUUCCAUCACCCCGCCCCAUUCUCCCUCUUUCCAUCACCCCGCCCCAUUCUCCCGCUUUCCAUCACCCCGUUCCAUUCUUCCUCUUUCCAUCAACCCGCUCCAUACUCCCGCUUUCCAUCACCCCGCCCAAUUCUCCCUCUUUCCAUCACCCCUCCUCGUUCUCCCUCUUUCCAUCACCCCGCCCCAUUCUCCCGCUUUCCACCACCCCGCUCCAUUCUCCCGCUUUCCAUCACCCCACCCAAUUCUCCCGCUUUCCAUCACCACGCCCCAUUUUCCCUCUUUCCAUCACCCCGCCCCAUUCUCCCGCUUUCUAUCACCCCGCCCCAUUCUCCCGCUUUCCAUCACCCCGCUCCAUUCUCCCACUUUCCAUCACCCCGCCCAAUUCUCCCUCUUUCUAUCACCCCUCUCCAUUCUCCCUCUUUCCAUCACCCCGCCCCAUUCUCCCGCUUUCCAUCACCCCGCCCCAUUCUCCCUCUUUCCAUCACCCCGCCCCAUUCUCCCGCUUUCCAUCACCCCGCCCGCUUUCCAUCACCCCGCUCCAUUCUCCCGAUUUCGAUCACCCCGCCAAUUCUCCCUCUUUCCAUCACCCCUCCCCAUUCUCCCUCUUUCCAUCAAACUGCCCCAUUCUCCCGCUUUCCAUCACCCCGGCCCAUUCUCCCUCUUUCCAUCACCCAGCCCCAUUCAAUCGCUUUCCAUCACCCCGCCCCAUUCUCCCUCUUUCCAUCACCCCGCCCCAUUCUCCCGCUUUCCAUCACCCCGCCCCAUUCUCCCUCUUUCCAUCACCCCGCCCCAUUCUCCCGCUUUCCAUCACCCCGUUCCAUUCUCCCUCUUUCCAUCAACCCGCUCCAUACUCCCGCUUUCCAUCACCCCGCCCAAUUCUCCCUCUUUCCAUCACCCCUCCUCGUUCUCCCUCUUUCCAUCACCCCGCCCCAUUCUCCCGCUUUCCACCACCCCGCUCCAUUCUCCCGCUUUCCAUCACCCCACCCAAUUCUCCCGCUUUCCAUCACCACGCCCCAUUUUCCCUCUUUCCAUCACCCCGCCCCAUUCUCCCGCUUUCUAUCACCCCGCCCCAUUCUCCCGCUUUCCAUCACCCCGCUCCAUUCUCCCACUUUCCAUCACCCCGCCCAAUUCUCCCUCUUUCUAUCACCCCUCUCCAUUCUCCCUCUUUCCAUCACCCCGCCCCAUUCUCCCGCUUUCCAUCACCCCGCCCCAUUCUCCCUCUUUCCAUCACCCCGCCCCAUUCUCCCGCUUUCCAUCACCCCGCCCGCUUUCCAUCACCCCGCUCCAUUCUCCCGAUUUCGAUCACCCCGCCAAUUCUCCCUCUUUCCAUCACCCCUCCCCAUUCUCCCUCUUUCCAUCAAACUGCCCCAUUCUCCCGCUUUCCAUCACCCCGGCCCAUUCUCCCUCUUUCCAUCACCCAGCCCCAUUCAAUCGCUUUCCAUCACCCCGCCCCAUUCUCCCUCAUUCCAUCACCCCGCCCCAUUCUCCCGCUUUCCAUCACCCGCCCCAUUCUCCCGCUUUCCAUCACCCCGCCCCAUUCUCCCUCUUUCCAUCACCCCGCCCCAUUCUCCCGCCUUCCAUCACCCCGCCCCAUUCUCCCGCUUUCCAUCACCCCGCCCCAUUCUCCCGCUUUCCAUCACCCCACCCCAUUCUCCCGACUUGCAUCAUCCCGCCCCAUUCUCCCGCCUUCCAUCACCCCGCCCCAUUCUCCCUCUCUCCAUCACCCCGCUCCUUUCUCCCGCUUUCCAUCACCCCGCCCCAUUCUCCCUCUUUCCAUCACCCCGCCCCAUUCUCCCGCUGUCCAUCACACCACCCCAUUCUCCCGCUUUCCAUCACCUCGCCCUAUUUUCUCUCUUUCCAUCACCCCGCCCCAUUCUCCCGCUUUCCAUCACCCCGCCCCAUUCUCCCGCUUUCCAUCACCCCGCUCCAUUCUCCCGCUUUUCAUCACCCCUCCCCAUUCUCCUCCUUUCAUCACCCCGCCCCAUUCUCCCGCUUUCCAUCACCCCGCGCCAUUCUCCCGCUUUCCAUCACCCCGCCCCAUUCUCCCGCUCUCCAUCACCCCGCCCCAUUCUCCCGCUCUCCAUCACCCCGCCUUAUUCUCCCUCUUUCCAUCACCUCGCCCCAUUCUCCCUCUUUCCAUCACCCCUCCCCAUUCUCCCGCUGUCCAUCACCCCGCCCCAUUCUCCCACUUUCCAUCACCCCGCCCCAUUCUCCCGCUUUCCAUCACCCUGCCCAUUCUCCCUCUUUCCAUCACCCCGCCCCAUUCUCCCUCUUUCCAUCACCCCGCCCCAUUCUCCCUCUAUCCAUCACCCCGCCCAAUUCUCCCGCUUUCCAUCACCCCGUCCCAUUCUCCGCUUUCCAUCACCCGCCCCAUUCUCCUGCUUUCCAUCACCCCGCCCCAUUCUCCCGCUUUCCACCACCCCUCGCCAUUCUCCCGCUUUCCAUCACCCCGCCCCAUUCUCCCUCUUUCCAUCACCCCGCCCCAUUCUCCUGCUUUCCAUCACCCCGCCCCAUUCUUCCUCUUUUCAUCACCCCGCCCCAUUCUCCCGCAUUCCAUCACUCCGCCCCAUUCUCCCGCUUUCCACCACCCCGCCCCAUUCUCCCGCUUUCCACCACCCCGCCCCAUUCUCCCGCUUUCUAUCACCCCGCCCCAUUCUCCCGCUUUCCAUCACUUCGCCCAAUUAUCUCGAUUUCCAUCACCCCGCCCCAUUCUCCCGCUUUCUAUCACCCGGCCCAAUUCUCCCGCUUUCCAUCACCCCGCCCCAUUCUCCCGCCUUCCAUCACCCCGCCCCAUUCUCCCACUUUCCAUCACCCCGCCCCGUUCUCCUGCUUUCCAUCACCCCACCCCAUUCUCCCGAUUUGCAUCACCCCGCCCCAUUCUCCCGCUUUCCAUCACCCCGCCCCAUUCUCCCUCUUUCCAUCACCCCGCCCCAUUCUCCCGCUUUCCAUCACCCCGCCCCAUUCUCCCUCUUUCCAUCUCCCCGCCCCAUUCUCCCGCUUUCCAUCACACCACCCCAUUCUCCCGCUUUCCAUCACCCCGCAAUAUUUUCCCUUUUUCCAUCACCCCGCCCCAUUCUCCCGCUUUCCAUCACCCCGCCCCAUUCUCCCGCUUUCCAUCACCCCGCUCCAUUCUCCCGCUUUCCAUCACCCCACCCAAUUCUCCAACUUUCCAUCACCCCUCCCCAUUCUCCCGCUUUCCAUCACCCCGCCCCAUUCUCCCGCUUUCCAUCACCCCGCCCCAUUCUCCCGCUUUCCAUCACCCCGCCCCAUUCUCCCGCCUUCCAUCACCACGCCCCAUUCUCCCGAUUUCCAUCACCCCGCCCCAUUCUCCCGCUUUCCAUCAUCCCGCCCCAUUCUCCCGCUUUCCAUCACCCCGCCCCAUUCUCCCUCUUUCCAUCACCCCGCCCCAUUCUUCCUCUUUCCAUCACCCCGCCCCAUUCUCCCGAUUUCCAUCACCCCGCCCCAUUCUCCCAAUUUCCAUCGCCCCGCCCCAUUCUCCCUCUUUCCAUCACCCCGCCCCAUUCUCCCUCUUUCCAUCACCCCGCCCCACUCUCCCGCCUUCCAUCACCCCACCUUAUUCUCCCUCUUUCCAUCACCCCGCCUCAUUCUCCCUCUUUCCAUCACCCCGCCCCAUUCUCCCGCUUUCCAUCACCCCGCCCCAUUCUCCCUCUUUCCAUCACCCCGCCCCAUUCUCCCUCUUUCCAUCACCCCACCCCAUUCUCCCGCUUUCCAUCACCCCGCGCCAUUUUCCCUCUUUCCAUCACCCCGCCCCAUUCUCCCGCUUUCCAUCACCCCGCCCCAUUCUCUCGCUUUCCAUUAUCUAGCUCCAUUGUCCCGCUUUCUAUCACCCCACGCCCUGCCCUGCGCUGCGCCGUCAGUGCGCGCCCUGCCCUGCCCUGCCUUGCAUCACAUUGCCUGUGUACGCCCAGCCCUACGUCGCGCUGCCCCGUGCACGCCCUGCCCUGCCCCGCGUCGCGCUGCAUUGCGCACGCCCUGCCCUGCCCCGCGUCGCGUUGCCUCGCGCACGCUCUGCCCUGCCCCAUGCCCUGCUGCCCUCCGCGUCGCGCCCUGCUGCAGCCCGCGCGUCGCGCUCUGCUGCCCCGCGCGUCGCGCUCUGCUGCAGCCCGCGCGUAGUGCCCUGCUGCCCUGCGUGUCACGCCCUACCGCCUGCCCGUUAGGCCCGCCGCGGGCCCUCCCUUCGCGCCGCCGCACCUGCCCGUUAUGCCUGCUGCCGCGCCCGCCCGCUAGGCCUGCCUUGGGCCCUGCCUUCGCACUGCCACACCUACCCGUUCGGCACGUCACGAGCCCGCCCGUUCGCCCCUCCCGCACCUGUCCGCUACGCCCGCCGUGGGCCCGCCCCUUGCGCCCGCCGUGCCUGCGUUUUUCGCCCACCGUGCCUGCGUUUUGCGCCCGCCGCGGGCCUGCACUCGCUGCCCAGCGCCACCCUGCCCGUGCGCGCUGCUGCCCGCGCCAGCGCCCUGCCCUGCCAACGCGCCAGCGCCCUGCCCUGCGCGCUCUGGCGCCCUGCCGUGCCCUGCCCGAGCCGCCUCUGCAGCGCCCUAUGCGCCCUGCUAAACCCUAA
Molecule: messenger RNA, 15357 nt
Organism: Closterium sp. NIES-65
Lineage: Eukaryota; Viridiplantae; Streptophyta; Zygnematophyceae; Desmidiales; Closteriaceae
Source: the annotation of a GenBank genome assembly